AUGGUGGUUUUACAACUGAGACAUUUCCUCUAUCUGGCAGCACUUCUGAGCUCCACUUUCACCUUCUUGUUUCUCUACUUUCAAAACUCUAAGUUGGUUUUCACCUACAAUUUUUACAGUUUUGUAUCUGAGAGAUCUCAGUGUGCGUGCAGUAUCUGUGUGGCAGACCGAGGAAACAGUAACUGGUUCAGUAAACGUUACCAACCCAACAUACCACUUCUGCUUAACCGCACCAACAGUGUAUUAAGUGCAAAAGUCUCCAGGUGGUGGAAUGGGCUACAAUCAAAUGCCGGCAACUACACGGAGGUGGUGGAUCAGCUGUUUUCUCUCUUUCCUGAUAAAGAGCACUAUUCGGACGCCGGUCCAGAUCGCUGCAGAACCUGUGCUGUGGUGGGAAACUCUGGGAACCUGCUGGGAUCCCAUUAUGGGCCUCUCAUAGACCAAUAUGACUUUGUUAUGAGGAUAAAUAAAGGCCCGACGGAAGGUUAUGAGAAGGACGUGGGGUCAAAGACGACUCACCGGAUUCUGUAUCCUGAGAGUGCCAUGGACUUGGGCAACUCCACCCAUCUAGUGCUUCUUCCCUUCAAGAUUCUAGACCUUCAGUGGCUCAUCAGUGCCUUCACUACUAAACACAUCACAGAAACAUACAUAAAAGUGCCAUCUACAAUCAGAGCAAAAAAGGACAAGGUGAUGAUCUUCCACCCAGAAUUCCUGAGAUAUGUCUAUGAUAACUGGGCAGAAGGGCAUGGAUUAUAUCCAUCCACCGGUUUCUUAACACUGAUAUUCGCUCUUCACGUCUGUGACGAGGUGAAUGUGUUUGGGUUUGGAGCUACGAGUGAUGGAAAGUGGCAUCAUUAUUUUGAUGAAACGUUGACUUCAUAUGAGCUCGGCGUUCAUAGUGGAAAAUUUGAGAAUGAAACAGUCAAUCGUCUCCAACAGCAAAACAAGAUUUUGAUUCACAAAGGUUGGACAUAA
This is a messenger RNA of Puntigrus tetrazona (Sumatra barb), 975 nucleotides long. Its product is annotated as CMP-N-acetylneuraminate-beta-galactosamide-alpha-2,3-sialyltransferase 1-like. NCBI's taxonomy places the organism in Eukaryota, Metazoa, Chordata, Actinopteri, Cypriniformes, Cyprinidae. Bases 1 to 975 code for a protein of 324 amino acids. Gene Ontology annotation, molecular function: beta-galactoside (CMP) alpha-2,3-sialyltransferase activity. The transcript is spliced from 6 exons. The record is from RefSeq and is a predicted model, not a curated record.